AUGGAACCCCACCUGGAUGGACCAACUGCACAGGAAGACUUGCUCAAGCAAUUGCCUGGCCCCAAACAGAAAACUUUCUCUGUCAAUACCACCAGGGAGCCAGACCAGUACUUUGAGGUGCAGUCUCCAUUGCAAAUCCUCACCCAAGGCAAAGAAUAUGCUGUGGACCCCAGAGGUGGAGUGGCCGUGUGGAACAGAUAUCCAGUUCCACUCCCGAUCAACCCCACAUCCACACACACUAAUGCACUAGACCACGCCUUACCAGCUAGUUUAUACAUCCAGCCAAAGAGGCCGUACCCCAUCCUGCAGGCCGCAUGUACCCCUCUGGGGAUCCUUCCCUUGGUGAACUGGAGUAACUCUCCGAAAAAACCUGUGCUGUCUGCUCAUAAUUCCAUGAUGUUUGGACACUCCAGAGCCAAAAGGAUCCCUCCUCUGGGGCGCAAAUUCACUCUCCCACAUUCACUAUCUGAGAAGGUAGAGGAAGCUGUGGAGCCGGUACCAUCCAGGCACCUCCCACUUUCUUGCCCAUAUGGGGUGGAGGAGAAGGUCCAAGAAGAUCCUAGAAAAAACAUGGAGGAUCUUGUAGAGACCAAAGGGCAGAAUGGUGGGAACAGGGUCCCCCAUAAUGUUGGGGACAUACCAUUAAAAUCUAGUUCCCUGGAGACCGGUGGGCUUCUCAGUUCCUCACAGUGCAGCCCCACACCUUUGGACCUCCAUCCUAAUCCUCCAGGAGACAGUUUGAGGGAGAACACCCAGAAGUCUCUGAUGAACUGCUGCCCUGAAGGCCACGUAGUCACCUCCUCACAUGGCCCAGCCGGAAAUGUCAUGCCUGACACAGAUGCUGCAGUGCUCCGCGACCCAACCCCAUGCUGCCCCUUACUGCAGGAGACAUCAACAAAGGAAGUGUUGGGUGAAAACCAUCAGCCUAUAGGGGACACAUCAUACCUAUCUAGGAAGGAGAUAUGCCACGGCGAGUUGCCCCCACUUCCUAAGUUUCCUUGCAUAGCUAUUGACAAAAACCUGGACACCUUGAAGAAUACCAAAUGUCAGAGGAAAAAGAUCUUGGAAGACAAAAGAGAGAUCAAAGAAGACUGCUCAGAUGCUCAGCCUGCCACUUCUUUAUCCCUACUUGCCUCAGAGACUGCUAACUCUCUGCUUUCGGAGAGUCACACUUUGCAAGUCCCUGUUCCUACUGAUGACUUGGCUGACCAAUCUGCCAAGUCCCCGAUUCCCUCUGUCCCUCCAUCUUUAACACCAAACAUUGGUCAGGAGACAGCACAGAUAGUUUCUAAAUCUUCUCCAGCUGUUCCUGCUGGUUUUGUUCCUCAUCUUAGUUCCAAUCUCAUUUGUGGAAUUCCUGUGAAGAAAGAAGGCCCUCUUCAGCCAGUCGCUACUGUAACAUAUCUUAUUUCUGACAUCACCACACUUCCUAACACCUCAACCCCCUCCUUACAGCCACCCUCCUGCAACACAGAAUCCCCAGUGCCUAUGUGUGUAGAUUCCCCCCCUCCUAUCCUACCCGCCCCUCUUCCAAAUCCUUCCACACAUAGCCCUGUUUCAAUUGUCCAGCCCAUCAGUUCUAAGACAUUUGCUUCUACCAUCGUAGCCAAUGUAUCUACAUCUACCUCCAAGCUUACUUCAGGUCCUGGUGUAUUCCACAUGGACACCACUCCCCUUUCAAAGGCUGUUAUUUUCAGAUCUCCCCAAGAAUCCAGAAUGGGAGCUCCUUCAUUUCCCCAGGGCCAUUGCAGUUUGAAGCAGAGGUGCCCUGCAAAAUCUCCAGUUUUCACCAGCCCACCUGGAGAUCAGAAGACAGCCCUUCUCACUAGUGUUGCUGUUUCCACUAGCUUGUCCCUUACGGAUUCUGAGUCACCUCCACUCCAGUAGGCAAGCCCUCUGCAAACUGCAACUCGGCCUGUAACUGUGAAGCCAUGGACACUACAUCACCAUCUCAGGCUUCCAUCUUCUGUUCGUCCCCUGAGUCCAGGGACAACCAUUUCCCACUUAACACAGUGCUUUAUGGUUCUGAUAACACACCACCCAUGGCAGCACUCUGGUGGCCCAUGACUCUAUCCAUUUACCUAAAAAGUCAUCCAUUGGACAGACCUCAAUUUGCAACCACUCUGACCCAGGAAUCACCUCUCAGCCCACAAUUGGGCAUCAUAAUGGACAGCAGCCUGACAAUUCUCACCUGUUAGGAACACCAGUAGCCUCAACACAAGCUAUGGGCCCAACUGCUCUUGUAGCCUAGCCCCCCAGAGACAACACAGUGAAGGCAGGUUUGGCAGGUUCUGCAUCUAUUACUACACUCAGGAUCCAGCUGGCCUCGAGUGACAAGCCAGGCAUUCUGCCCAUUGGCGUAUCUACCACAACAGGCUUUGGAGUUGCCACGGGGAUGCCCAGCACCGGGGAUGGUGUCUCACUGUUAGCUGACAGUACUUCAGGCCAACAUGUGUUUUUGGGACCUGCAGCCCCUAUGGGCAGUGGUGUGUACAUCCCAGGCCCCACUCAUUCACAGGCAUCUGGAGCAUUCAACCUUGGGGCAGGACUGAACGGG
Messenger RNA from Neofelis nebulosa (Clouded leopard), 2557 nucleotides. RefSeq names its product nuclear pore-associated protein 1-like. Lineage: Eukaryota; Metazoa; Chordata; Mammalia; Carnivora; Felidae. The transcript is spliced from 4 exons. The coding region runs from base 1 to 1887 and encodes 628 amino acids. The record is from RefSeq and is a predicted model, not a curated record.